ACCAACUUGCUUGGUCCACCCAUUCCCUCUUUUUCUUUUUUUUUAACUGUCCAAAUAUUUUCCCAAUAAAGAUAGAAGAAAAGUUUUCGUCGGAAUCGGAAUCAGAAUCGGAACCGGAACUGGAACAUUCCACCACCGCCGCCUGAAUAUCUCCUCCGAUCCCGAUCUCCAUUUUUCCACUUCAUUUCAUCCUUCUCAAUUCCUUCUUCUUCUUCUUACACUCCGUCAUGACAAUCGACCACCACUCGCAACACUCCGAUCAAACGACCCAUGAUGAUUCCGACCAUCUCCAUCCUACUCUUCCCGUGCCACUUGUUUCCAAUGGCGCCGACUGCGAGAAUGAAGGAGAUAACCUCUUCGUUCCUCCUCUGAACUUCGCCGUCGUUGACAGCGGCAUUUUCCGCUCCGGCUUCCCCGACUCUUCCAACUUCUCUUUCUUGCAGACAUUAGGCCUUCGUUCGAUUAUAUGUCUUUGUCCCGAGCCAUAUCCUGAGGCCAAUAUGGAUUUUCUCAAGUCCAAUGGGAUCCGAUUGUUUCAAUUUGGGAUUGAAGGUUCUAAGGCGGGUUCAGACAAGGUUGAUGCAUAUGUAAACUUGAUUCUCGAGUGUAUGAGGAAUUUGGAUAUGAGCGGCGAUCAAAUGUACUAUUUGGAGCCUUUUGUGAACAUUCCAGACUUUACGAUUCGUGAAGUACUUAAAGUUAUUCUUGAUGUGAGGAAUCGCCCGGUUUUAAUCCAUUGCAAACGGGGGAAGCACCGAACUGGUUGUGUCGUGGGAUGCUUUAGAAAGUUGCAGAAAUGGUGCCUAUCGUCAGUCUUUGAUGAAUAUCAACGGUUUGCCGCUGCCAAGGCAAGAGUUUCAGAUCAGAGGUUUAUUGAACUAUUCGACAUUUCUGGCUUGAAGCAUUUGCCAUCAUCACUUUCUUGUUCAGAAAGGUAAUUGUCCUCUAUGCCUGUGAGGAUGUUCAUUAGUAAAAGAAGAAGACACCCAAUAAAUGACGAGCCAUUCUGAAGUUUUUCACUUUUCAUUGGCCUAAUUACUUGUCAUUCUUUAAGCCUCACACAUUUCAGUUCAAGUGAUUAACUCCCCUUUGUAUUGUAUAUUUACUAUUCCCAAACUAUACUUAUGGUUAUAAAUCCAUCAGGGGGUUCAUUAGGAUUAACCCCAAUCAUAUGUACUAGAAUUCCAAGAACAUGAAAGUUAUAGUCAAAAUCGAAAAGAAGAUUUGGUAUCUUUUUUAGCUUUA
This is a messenger RNA of Benincasa hispida (wax gourd), 1245 nucleotides long. Its product is annotated as inositol diphosphatase DSP1-like. Gene Ontology annotation, cellular component: cytoplasm. Gene Ontology annotation, biological process: protein dephosphorylation. Lineage: Eukaryota; Viridiplantae; Streptophyta; Magnoliopsida; Cucurbitales; Cucurbitaceae. The record is from RefSeq and is a predicted model, not a curated record. Gene Ontology annotation, molecular function: phosphatase activity.